Molecule: messenger RNA, 753 nt
Organism: Fusarium oxysporum Fo47
Lineage: Eukaryota; Fungi; Ascomycota; Sordariomycetes; Hypocreales; Nectriaceae
Exons: 3
Coding region: 1-753 (250 amino acids)
Source: RefSeq, a predicted model, not a curated record
AUGCAUCAUUUUGGAUUUCUUUGUGCGUUCCUCACUUCCGUCGCUGGCGCGAUGCCUUUGGAAGAAAACCCAUUCCCAGGUGCCACCAAGUGGACUCCCAACCAACAAAUCCAAUCUGACGAGGUCAUCGUCCCCGUGAAGGGUGCUUCCUACGUCGUUAAGGAGGAAGCCUACCUUGCCAAGCUUAAGGCCGAGGGUAUCAAGAUUGGUGCUCCCGAGCUUGACCCGUCCUGGGUAUCUUACAACGGCACUGACCUCCCCAAGUCUGAGAACACCAAAUUCUCAAAAAGCGACCUGGGAAAGAGAGCCGACUGCGACGGUACCUUCUAUAUCACUACUGACAAGACUGAAACCUUCGUCGAUUGGGACGUACAGAUGUCGCCCGUCAUCUGCGCCGUCGGCGACAUGGACAUCAGUGUCUCCUCAGGCUACAGCGUUGCCAACACCGUUGGAGGUAGUGCGGGAGUCGACCUCACGUUCAUCAAAGAUCGCCUGGGUGCGUCUCUUGGCAUUGACUACAGCCGCACCUGGAUCACGCAGACGUCAGUAAUCACCAAGGCCACUAUCAAGAACGGCCAGUGUGUUCCGGGCUGCAUUGGAUCUGCUACGGAGGUUGGUACUUGGUAUGCCGAUAGCCGCAACGAAGGAAGCUAUAAUGGUAUCACCUGGAUUGAAGGAGCAAUCUCCGCCUGUGCCAAGCCAGGAAACAAACCUCCUUUAUCUCGCUGCAACGGACAAGGAAACUUCCGUUAA